AUGGAUGAUCGCACAAAGAAAAACGCACGCAUUACUAGAGACAGCAAUCAAUUGGAGCCAAAUGAUGCUACAUCCACUGUCAUCCAGGUGUUAAUGUUAGUUGCAUCAGGGGUUCUCACUCUAGCUGGUUUCUUAUUAAUUUAUCACUAUGCAAUCGAAGAAUUCGAAAUGGAAACUAUACAGAUUCCAACAGUGGGCAAUCAUUUUAAUGAUAAUGAAACAAUAAAUUAUAAUCUAAACUCCAUGAAAAAAAGAACAAAAAGAGAAGCAACUUCAUUACAAUACAAAGAAGAACUCAACAAAAGCAUAUUGAAAUUGAUGGAGGAUCCAAAAUGUAAAAGUGGAUGUGAUAAAGUUCGAAAGAAACUUCUUCGUAUUGGAAAGGAUUUUGGAAUGUCUAUUGCUCAAUUGACAAAUCUGAAGAAAGAAAUAGAGAGUGUUGCCCUAUCUUGCAGAUCUGAUGAUGAUAAGAAUAAAGAAUUUAAAGGAAUGCCAAUGGCAUUUGUGUCACAGCAGGGUGAUAUUAUUAUGCCAAAUAUCCAAAAACCUCAGCAGACUUAUCUAUCAGACCAGGAUUUAGCUGGAACCAAUUAUUUUCCUCAAAGUAACCAUAUGGAAAGUAUUCCUCCGACAGGACCAGAUUCAUCAGCGACAGGUUCUGGGCCUGGUGAAGUGGUACAGACCAGCCAGCAAAUGACAGUUUCGCUUCCUCAGCAGGUACAUCCAGUGUGUCGCCUCGUUCCAGGGCAAGGUGGAAAUGCAGGUUACAUUUGUAUGCCUGCACAAAAUAGAGGUUCACCUAGUGCAGUUCUCCCUGAAAAUUACUACUUUAAAAUUAAUCCUGACGCAAGAGCUCCUGAAGUUCAUGUACCAACAGCAAUUUCAACCCAAAAUCCAUAUGCCUUUCCAACACUUUCUGGAUCACCUGUAAUUUCGCCAGUGUCAGCUCCUGGGUCAAACCAGUUAGUUCCAGUUUUUAACCCUUUGACUGGGAGAGUCUCAUUUCUAAAUUUUGGACAGGGCAGUGUAAACAGCCGACCAAACUACUCAAUAGUGAAUCAAAAUGAUUUUGCUUCUCAUAUGCAACAGCCAUUGGUUCCUCAGUACACAGUGUUGAAUCAGCAGUAUUUAGCACCUCAGCCUCAAUUCAGACCACAGUCACAGCUGACAGCGCAGUUAGCAAAUCCACAGUUUUCCCCAAUAUUAUUACCAGUACCUUAUCAACCUCAACUGCCCAUUCAACACCAACCUGUUCAAGCUGUAUCCACUUCGUCACUAAUAAUGCCAUCAAUAUACCAGCCACAAACUUCACCCCAGUUUUAUAUUCCACAACCAUCUGUGACUCAAACUCAAUUAGGACCUACAGGAAUGUCCAGUCCAAUGAUGCAGUGUUCAUAUGUUGUGGUUCCUAACUCUCCCGUUCAAACAUAUCAAUUUCCUACUGUAACAGGGGUUAAGGAAACUUUACGAAGAUAUGAAGAGCCCAAAGUAAUCCAAGUUAAGCAUCCAGAUGAUAAAAACAAAACAGCAGUAAAAUCACUACUUUAUGAUGGCAACUGUAUACCAGGGAUGAUAGCUUGUGAAAAUGAACAAAAAUGUAUAAAAGAGGAAAGCUGGUGUGAUUCCAACAUUGACUGUGUGGACGUCUCUGAUGAGUCUAAAUGUACUUGCAAAGAUAGAAUUCAUGAAGAAAAAAUGUGUGAUGGAUAUUUCGACUGUCCACAGGGUGAAGAUGAACUAGAAUGUUUUGGUUGCAGCAGGGAUAAGUUUAGCUGCAAUGAUGUUGGUUCAGAAGAAGAAGCAGUAUCUUGCCUUCCUUUAGAACAUCGCUGUGACGGGAUCAAGGAUUGCCCAAAUGGUAGAGAUGAAACUGAUUGCUUGAUAAUAACGGAAGAAGAACAAGCACAUAUGGUCCCAACAGUCUCUUACUCAAAUGGAUUCUUGUACAGAAACUGGAAAGGAACCUGGUAUCAUGUUUGCAGUGCAUUGAAUUGGCAGUAUCAAGCUUGUUCAGCAGAAUUUGGUUCUCUUCAAAGGUCACCUCAAGAGAGUUACAUUACUCUUAAUGAACACCCUCCUUUGUUAGUGAAUGAGAAAGAAUCAGAUAUUGAAUUAGUCCACCUCUGUCCAGGUGCUGAAGGAGCAGCAUUAUGGGUCGAAUGUCCAAUGCCUGAAUGUGGAAUGAAAACUGUAUCCUUCCAUUUAAAUAGAAAUAAGAGAUCCUAUUCUUUUUCACAUAGACAAUACUGGGAAGAUCCACAUCCUGGCGAAGAAGAACCUCAGUUUAGAUCAGCUAAUGAAGCUCACGAUUUUAUCAAGGAUUUUUUCAAUUCUAUAUCAAUUUUUGAUAAAAAGAAAUAUUAUAAACGAUUUUGGGGCCCUCUAGUUCAGCCAUAUUUGGGUGUAAAAGAUAUAAAUGAUAAGGGAAAAGAGAAAAAAGAUGCUUCAGAAACAGAUCCUGCUCAAGAUUCCUGGAGGUAUCAGCACCCCAACAUCUUCGAUGGCUUUCCAUAUUACUCUAAAAAUGGGAGAAGUGAGCAGAUGGCAUCCUCAAGCAUUGGCUCUUACCAACUUCCUCCUGCUUAUUAUGGUUCUCUUCAUAAUUUUGAAACACAAGGACUUUCUCCCCAAUAUGCAGAAGAGCCUUAUAAUGAUAUCAAUGAUAUUGAACACUCUCCAGUCGAUAUGAGCAAUCCAUAUUAUCUUAAUAAUUACUUCUCACAAUUAUUUUAUCCUCACAAUGAUGAAAAUAAUUACCCGUAUGAUAACUAUGGUGAAAUUAUGGAAUAUCAAGACAUUGAUUACCAAAAUCAACCAUCAGACUAUUAUCCCAAUCAUCAUCUUCCACCUUUUGGUUUUGAAUAUGAAGAAGAUAAUAGAACGAAAAGAGAACAAGAAGCUAGAGUUGUAGGAGGGAGGCAGAGUGAACCUGGAUCUUGGCCUUGGCUUGUAGUUAUAUAUAAGGAUGGAAAUUUUCACUGUGGAGGAACAAUCCUUAAACCACAGGUGAUACUUACCGCUGCACACUGUAUGGAAAAUUUUCAGAAUCAUUAUUAUGAGGUUCAUGCUGGAAUACUUCGAAGAAUGUCUUAUUCACCUCAACUGCAGAUCCGAAAAGUAACUGAAGUCAUCAUUCAUGAAGAUUAUGACAAGACCAAACUGAGUAGUGACAUUGCCUUAAUAGGACUUUCUUCCAAGCUGAAGUUUAAUCGUUGGGUGCUUCCAGCAUGCUUGCCACCGCCUGAUCCUAUUCUUCCACCUGCUGGAAUUAUGUGUACUGCUAUUGGUUGGGGAGCUAUUUAUGAACAUGGACCUGACCCUGAUCAUCUCAAAGAAGUUAGUGUCCCAAUAUGGCCAGAAUGUAAAUAUGCAGAAGACAGACUUGGGAAUGAAAUUUGUGCUGGCUACUACGAAGGGGGUGAAGAUACUUGCCAAGGUGAUAGUGGUGGACCACUUCUAUGCAGGCUGGCCAAUAAUAAAUGGUAUAUUGCUGGAAUUGUUAGCCAUGGUGAUGGUUGUGCAAGGAAAGAAGAACCUGGAGUUUACACUAGAGUAUCCAUUUUUCAUGAUUGGAUUUUACAAAAUCUUGAGUGGCGAAAAAGUGCAAUCAGGUCAAGUGGGAAGAUAUGUCCUGGUUUAGUUUGCAGCACAGGAGUUUGCCUUCCUGCAAAAUAUCAUUGUGAUAAACAUAUUGAUUGUUUGAACAUAGAAGAUGAAGAAAACUGUGAUGAUUUCCUAAGUGCUGCAAACUUAGCAAUAAAUACAAAUGAAUCUGUAACUUAUACUAAUUCAAGUAGAUCUGAGGAAGCAAGUGAUUCUGUUAAUCACAACCAUGUAAUAUUGAACAAUGUAAGUAAUGACUCAGAUCUUCCAACAGAAAAUACUUCUAAUUCUGAGGAUGAUUUCUUUGAAACAACAACAGAAAGUCCCUAUGACACAACAGAGAAUGCUGAAUUACACUCUCAACAAAUCCAGCCUUUAGAUUUUACAGAUUUAUAUUUUUGUAAACAGCUGAAUCAACGAAUUUUGGCAUCUAGAGUUUGUGACAAUGUUGUCGAUUGUGAAGAUGGGAGUGAUGAAAAAUAUUGCUCCUGCUACGAUAAACUGAUAAAUCUUUCUCCUAAUCUGAUAUGUGAUGGAAAAAUUGAUUGUCAUGAUUCAACAGAUGAAAAGGAUUGCCCAGUUAAAUGCUCUGAAAAAGAAUUUUAUUGCCACAAAACUGACAUAUGCCUGUCAUUAGAUAAAAGAUGUGACAGAAACAAAGAUUGUUACCAAGGUGAAGAUGAAAAUGGUUGUUAUGCUUUAAUUGAAAAUGAAUUAAUUUUGGAUAUUACUGGAAGACCAUCUUUGUUCACCAAUGGAACAGCAGUUGAACUUCAUAAAGGAUCAUGGAAGAGUGUGUGUAAUGAAAGUAAUCCAGCAAAUAGAGGAUUAACUAUUUGCAGAUCCUUAGGAUUUAGAACUGCUCGAAGUGAAACAGUAGAAGUGAAUGAAAAUCCAACUAAUAAAGAUGGAAUAAUGUGCCAGGGUCUUAUGAUAUCUUGUUCAUCUCCAGAAAAUUUAUUAUGGACUGCUCCUCUCUUUGUUGACGGUACACCUGUUGCUCUGGCUGCUAUGAUAUCCCUCAAUUGGCUUCUGGCACCUCAUUCUUCUCUAAUUUUCAAUGACUCAAAGGUACAUCUUAGUUCCUGGUUAGGAAAGAGUAAUGUCAGCCUUAAUAUUCUGGGUCCUUAUGACCAGUAUAUUCGAAUAGAUGGUAUUAUAGUCAUUGAUGAAUUGGAUGCUGUACUUCUACAUCUUGAAAAUUCAGCAAAAAUAUCUCACGUUACAGUUCCUCUACCACUUCCAGAUUGGCCAGCAUCAUUUGAUGGUACUGAAAAAUGUGAAGCUGUAGGAAUGAACUACAAAGGCAGCAUAACAACAGUCAUGUUAGAACCUCUUCCCUGUGACAGUAAAAAGAGAUGCUAUAUUUGGGACAGAGAUGAUGAUUUCUGUAAGACUCCGGGAAUUGUAGUCUGUCACUCGGGUUAUGGCUCUUACAUUUCUUCUGUAAUUUCACAAAACAUUUGCCUUCAAAAAGUAAUAAUAUUACCCGAUAUUAUUGGAAAGAAACAUCUUAUCACAAAACAUUUAGAUGAAGAACUGGCCCACAACAAUUUAUUAUAUGAAGAUAUUUGUGAAACUGUCAGGUGUGAGAAUGGGAAAUGUCUUGAAUGGUCUAAGAUUAGUGAUGGAGUGAGCGACUGCUUUGAUUCUAGAGAUGAAGCUGAUGAAGCAUGGAGAAAAAAAGAAAUUUACUGUCAAUAUACAGAUGAUCCCUAUUGUACUUGUAAACCAGGUUUUAUAAGAUGUCACAGUGGUGAAUGCAUUCGAGCAGAGAAAUUUUGUGAUGGUUCUGAUGAUUGCCAAGAUGUUAGUGAUGAGAAAGACUGCAGUUGUGAAGGAUAUCUUUCUCUUGCCAGACCAUUCAUGCUCUGUGAUGGGAAUCAAAACUGUAAAGAUAAGGGAGACGAGAACUGGGUACUCUGUGGUAACAAGCAGGAUAAUGAUUGCAUGACUGAGAGGAAGUUUAAAUGUCCAAAUUCAGAUGUUUGCAUACCAAAAGAUUUCUUAUGUGACGGUGAUCCUGACUGCCCUGAUAACAAAGAUGAAGAGAUGUGUAUUGCUCUCCGAUCUCCUGUUGAUAGCCCGAAAGAAGGGAUGAUUUUUUCUUUACUCUUUGGUCAACUAGUACCUCAAUGUUUAGAACCUGAUGACAGUAUUGGCCAGAUCAUUUGCUCUAUGCGUGGCUUUGACUUAGAACAAUCCAAUUAUAGCAAAAUACCAAAGAUUAAUGUUGUUGUCGAUGUAUUUAGCCUGGUAAAUCUUAAUUCUAAUAUUUCAAUAAGUCUGAGGACCAAUAGACCAUUUGCCAGUAUUUCACAAUCAGACAAUGAAACAUGUAAAGCAUUGUACAUACAUUGUCAUUAAAUAUCUUUAAAACAUAUUACAGAACGAAGAAAAAAUAAUAAGGCCCGGAUGAAAUAUCUUUUGUAGUUUUUUUUUUUUUUUUUGUUAAAGAUAAGGAGUGCAAUUAAUUUCAUAAUUGCAAAGUUUCAGAAUUUUUAAAAAAAAAAUUAUCUUGUCAUUUGCUUUACAAAAUUUUCUCUCUAAAGUAAUUAAUAAUAAUUUAACCAAAACAUACAUAAAUGUUAUUUUCAAUCCUUGUACUUAAUUCUUUUAUAAAAUUAUUUCAGUUUAAAAGUUGCUUUAUAUCGUCUGUCAUCUGGAAUAUUAAUUUAUGAAACUACUGUACAUCACCCUGUAAGAUUUACUGUAAUUUGAUCAUUGUAUAUAGUCAUGUUUAUAAAUCUUAUUAAAAAAAAACUUUUGAACUUCUAUUAAAAUUUUCCUAUUCUCAACCACAAUAAAGCUUACAACAUUGACAUUAUUACAGUUCAAAAUAUACUAAGUAUUAAUAUUAAAUACAGAAAUAUUAUUAAAAACCUUUUCAUUUUAGCAGUUUCAUGAAUAAAAUUAUUUGAUUCUGAUAUUUUUAUUUCAUAACAUUUAAUAUUUUUUACAAAAACACAAGAAAAUAAUAAUUAAAACAAUAUUGGUUAACAUUUUUAAUUUUUAAGUCAUAUAACUAACAGUUCUAAUACACUGACAUGCUGAAGAGUAUCACAGAUAACAUCAUAACACUAGAAUGACUAUAACUUAUUAUAUAACUUGAUUUAUGAUCACAAAAAUAAACAUUAAACAUUUAGUCAUAAAAACUUUAAAUGAUACACAAUGGUUUACAUAGCUUACAUCAAACGAAUAAUUUAUAAAUGUAGUGUAAAAUAUUUAAACAAAGUAACACACUAAAGCUCAUGAUGACAAAAUAUGUUGUCAUAAAUCAUUAAUAAUGUUGCUGUUAGCAUUUAAUGCAUUUUCACACUGCACAUUAGCAUAAACUUAAUUAGUUAUCCUAUUCUUAUUUACUAAGCAUACUUUACAAAUAAUUUCAAAUCAGCUAUAAACUAAAAAAUUGUUCUUAGCACCCUAAGUUUAUUUUUACACUUUUGACUAUUUACAGUUGACAAAAUAAAAGUAAGGAGAAAGAGGCAUUUCAAACAUCAGAUUCCAUUUUCAAUAAAAAUAAAAUAACAACAAUUUCUGGUGUACAGUUGCAUUAAUACAACUUUUCCUAAGUAUUAAUAACAACAAAAACUUAAAAAUAAUUGUUUAGGAACUCAGUUGAUGUUUAAGUCCUUUUUAAGGAUUCUAAAUAUUACAGUUGUUUUUUUUUUCCAACUAAAUGAAUCAAAUUCAAAAUUUUAUAAACUGUAUUCAUUUUGAAAUUUAUUAUAAAAUAUUGGACCCAUCAGUUUCAAACCUGAUUUAAUAAAUUUUAAUCACAACGAAAUGAAAUUAAUGAAAAUAAAUACAGCAAUAUUGUAAUAAUCAGAUUAUUCAAAACAGGGAUCAAGUUUAAACAGCCUUAUUUAUUAUCUUGAAAAAUUCCAAACUAACACAAGAUUAAAAAAUUAGUAGCACCAUGUGAAACUAACUGAAUAUUUCUUCCAUGUAACAAAAAACUUUUCAUGAAAAAAUAUAAAGAAAAAAAAAAAGGAAAAUCUCUGUAUUUGUUUUUAUGGAAUUAUGUUAUAAAUGAAUGUCUAUCAAAUGAGUUUAGUCAUAUUUUUAAAUAAAAAGUGAUGUACACUUAUCCGAUUUUAUUUAUGAACAGAUACUUUGACACAUGACUGAUAGUUUAACUGUAAUUUUGUUAAAAAGUAGUGCCUAUAUUCCUGUGUCAAUGAUGAAAAAUUGCCAUUUCUAUUUGAAUAAAUUUACAAUUUCAGUUUCAUCAAUUAUAUGAAUGCUAUCACAAUGAUACUAUCAAUGAAUUUAUUUUUUAUUUUCUGAAAGACAGAUAUUUUCACCUAAUUUGUUACCAAUAACUAAUAUAAGUUAGUUUUACAUGAUGCCUAUGUUAAUAUUAUUCCAAUUCAUUGAUUUCAAGCUGUUAAAUGGAAAUCCUGUAUGAAAAAGGUACAUCUACGCUCCUUCUUAACAUAUUGAUAAAAAAUAAUGCAACUCAAAUGUUCCUUCAGUUAAUUUUAUAUAAAAUAAAAUUUUAUGCUAAAGGUUAGUUUUGACUAGAUAGUAUAAAAAAAAGAAGAAAAAAAGUGCUUUAUUGAACUUUCAAGAGGAAGAAAAUAGUUACCAACAUUAUUAUAAACAUUGUCUCAACAUUAUUCGUUUAUUAGUAUAAAUUUAGUCAAAAUCACUACUGGAUCCAGCAGGGGGGUGCAGACCCCACCUGGAAGCUAGGAAAAAAAAUCCAAUAAACAGCUAUUUUAAUAAAAGAGAAAUAUAAAGAAUAUUCAUCCUCUUAGACGAAUUUCCUAAUGUAACCUAAAAAAAAAAGUAUUAUCGUGAGCAGCAUUAGAUAAUUCUGCUAGGGGGCGUCCCCCUCUGAAUGAUGGAAAAAUAAUUCUGAAAAAACAGUUAUUUAAAUAAUAGAGAAAUAUAGGAAAAAAUCAACCUUUAAAAUGAAUUUCCUAAUGUGAUCACCAUCACCCUGAGCUCGACAAUCCAUUACUGGAUCUUGGCUGCCUCAAGAGUUUUUCUUUAUGUACUCUGUCCUGAGCAGCCUCCACCAGUUCCUGAUUUCAAGGAUUCUGGCAUCAGCACAUACUCCAUCUUUCCAUUUCAGUUUCGGUCUGCCCACUUUUCUGUUUCCACCCACUCCAUGCUCAGCAGCUUCUUUGGGAUUUAGGUCUUGUCCAUCUGUACAACUUGGCCCUCCCAUCUCUGCCUUGCUAUCUGAAUAUAUUUGGCCACUUCCAGCUCUUUGUAUAAGUUCUCCAUUCAUCAUUCUCCUUAACUGGGCCAAAUAUCUUCCAAAGGUCCUUCCUUUCAAAAACAAGUAUUUUAAGCCGCUCUUUAAUGAAAAGAGAAAAAUAGAGCAAAUUCAUCCUCAUAGACGAAUUUUCUAAUGUAAUAUAUAUAAAAAAAAUAUUCUUAUGACCAGCACUAGCGAAUUUUAUAAAGAGGUGACCCUCCUCUUGGAUGGUGGACAAAAAAUUCCGAAAAAGUUCCAAAAAUCAGCUAUUUAAAGAAAAGAGGAAUAUAGGGAGAAUUCAUCCUCAUAGACGAAUUUUCUAAUACAAUAUUUUAAAAAAUUAUUAUCUUGACCAUUUUUAUUAUUCUCGCCUUUUUCUCAUAUCACGUCACCUCCACAGGCUGAGGAUCAACUUGUACCCGGCCUUUGGCACACUGCGAGAUUUUGUGAAACAAAAAAUAGAAUGUAAGAGCAAAAGUUGGCUCGUAGGGUGAAGUGAUGUAGGUUUUGGACCGCUGUGAUAUGUGAAGGCAUGUGCUCCUGUCGCAGUUUGUUCCUACUGAUUCCAAACUGAAAACCAUACAUGAAAAAAAAAGAAAAUUAAUUUUAAAAAAAUGAUCUUUAUUUAUUCUUUUGAACAAACUUUUAUUCGAGCACAAGAAAACGUUUUUUCUCCCGGACCCAGUUUUAAUUCAGUUCCAAUAGAUCUUCUUGCAGAAUCCGUGCAAUUCAUAAAACUGGUCACGGUAAUAAUUUGUAUAUUGCUGAUAAGAAAGUGUUGUUCUUUUCUUAAAAUAGCUGCUGUUUGAAACGUUUUCAUGAAGGAAGGUACUAAUUAUUUGGUCUCCGAUUUGUUCGGAAUCUGAUUACGAUCGGAAUCGGAAAUUAUUCUGAUUUUUUUUUCUUAGAGAACUCAUUUCCAAGCUGCAGAGCCAUUUAUAGUAAUAUGUCUCAGAUUUUGACAAUGUUGGUAAAAAUUAGUGUUCAUUGACUGUGGCUAUCGACCAUAUCACUUAAUCGAAUAAUUAAGUUUAGAUACUCGUUCGACAUACAAUUUUCCAUUCUUUAAUUUCUUAAAAAAGUUUUUCGCUUUGAUGCACUGUUUAGUAGUAAUACAUGAAAAAACAAAAAGAUCAGAUAAAUCUGGAUUUUUUGGCUGUUAAAAGUUUUCUCUUAGUGACCUGUGUUAGCAAUUUUGUUUUUUACAUGUCUAAACCCAUAUACAGGGUGUCCCAUAAGUAGAGGGAAAUAUUUAAAGGAAUGAUAGCAGAGCUCAAUAAAUAAAAAAAAAGUUUAAAUAAGGAAUGGUUCGUCCCCCUCCUUUAAAAAUUCCUGGAUCCGUCAGUGGUCAAAAUUUACAUUUAUGAAACCCUAGAUGAUCAGGUUUGUAAUAUUAAUUUAUCAAAACAUGCAAAAUACAAGAAAAAUUCUUUUGAAAUUAAGUGAAAACGAAAGAAUAAUUUAUCUGCCCAUCAACAGAUUAUUUAAUAUUUUUUUAAAGAACCUAGAACAAUUUGAAGAUGCUGGAACAGCUAAGCAUAGUAGGGUGAGCCCCAUAGUACUUGGGUCUGGGUGUACAUUUAGUUGUUGAAUUUGUAUAUAGCCAACCUAUGUAGGUAAAAUUGUCUGUUUAACACAAACAGUAACUGUUUAACAGUUACACAAACAGGGGGGCCUGCACUGUUUUAGAAGCUCUCCAAAAAUUGUCUAGUGAUCACAAUGACUUUUCAAGGAGGAAAACCUCUUGCAUGCACUUCAUUUUAAUUAUAUUUAGCAAUAUUCCCAAGUAAUAUAUGAUUUACAUUUUCAACUGUUUAGUAGUUCAUAUAUGCUUGUACUUGUGAGUUAAAAAAUUCUAAAAAUUGGCUAAUUACAAAAUUUUUAAGGAAUAUUCAUUAAAAUUUUGGUAUGUACAACAAAAAAAAGAGAGAAAUAAAAAUACAUUUGGUAUACAACACUAUGAGAUCCCAAGCGCCAAUAGCAUUAUGACAGCUAUGUUUACAAAAUACAAUGAGAAAUUUAAACUAUAAAAAUGAUGCAGGUAAAAAUAUAAAUUUCAUAUCACCACUAUUCACAACAGUUUCUGUUUGUACAUUUAAUACCUUAAGUUUUUUUUUUUUUUUUUUGUACACUUAAAAUCACUUUUCUUUCUGGUUGUAAUAAUAGUUCUUUCCAUAAUUACCAAACCACACACUUAUCUUUAGGAUUCAUCUUAGAGCCAAGUGGACAGUUAAAAUUUUCUGCAAAUUCAGGAAGAUUUGAUAAUGAACCAAUUACUCUAUAUUUAGGUGUUGCGUGUGUAUCCUUUUCAACUUGUAAGUUUGUUGCUUCAUCAGUGCUUGCUGAACACCAAAC
Molecule: messenger RNA, 11170 nt
Organism: Nezara viridula (southern green stink bug)
Lineage: Eukaryota; Metazoa; Arthropoda; Insecta; Hemiptera; Pentatomidae
Source: the annotation of a GenBank genome assembly